AUGGUGAUUGCGUGCGUGCCAUGGACCGAGCGAGAGAGGCUUGGAUGUUUUACUACAGACAAGGAGUCUGUAGGGCAAGACUAUGAGCAUGAUAGGCUCGUAGAGUUGGACCACAAAUGGGCAAAGUGCAAAAUGUUAGUGAAUUCUGUUGAUGCAUGGGAUGUUGUACUGCAAGCAUGGGAGAAUGUUAUGGAUUGUGAAGAUGAGUUAAAGUUUAACGAUUGUGUUAAUCGUCUUGAGCUUGUUUGCCAGUCAUGGCCUGUAUUCUUUGAUUAUGUUAAUGACUCGUGGAUAAUUCCUUACAAGAAAUACUUUGUGAAGGCUUGGACGAACAAAGUUGAGUCUGCUCACUGGAGCCUCAAGAAAGUUCUUGGAAGUAGUAUGGGAGACCUUUGUUCGUGUUGGGAUGAAAUUCACAACGUUAUUAUCUUGCAACAUAACGAAAUAAAGGCGUCUUUUGAAAGAAGUCUUAAUUUGAUGAGUGACUCUUACAAGGCAUUGAGUUAUAGAAGAUUAGUUGAAUAUAUUUCUAUAUGUGCCUUAGAACUCCUUGCUCCAAAGUUAGAAAGAGUAAAGAAAAUUGGAUUCGAUACGAGUCGUUAUGGCUACAUUCUCAAACAAACUUAUGGUGUUUCAUGUCCGUGUGAAUUAGCACAAUAUGACCCUGGGAUGAUUCCUCUCCAAGAAAUUCAUGUCAUGUGGACUAGGUUGAGCUUCUCAAAUGUGUCCUCUUCACAAUCCGAAGGGCAAUUAUCUAUUCAGAGGGAGGUUGAUCUACUGCUUAAUCUUUUCAAAGAAGUUGACAUUGCAGGAAAAGUCACCAUCAAACAUAAAUUACUUGACAUAAUUUGCCCUUCGAUGACAUCAAUGUUGCCCCUAGCGAGUAAAAUUAAGACGAAGGAUGGACCUAAAAGUCAUCGAUCAAAGAAGUCAACCAAACGUGAUCCCUCAUAUUUUGAGCAUGUUGACGCCUUCAUUGAGUCAUCAAAACAAGACACAUUUGUUGCAAAAACAGAAAACAAGCUGAAGACCAAAGGUGUAAUCCAAGAAAAGAUAAUACCCAUGCUAGAACAAUUCAAUCCUGUUUUUCAACCUUAUAUAGUCGAUGUUGUUGAUGUAGUGGCAGAUGGUCAUUGUGGGUAUAGAUGCAUUACUGAAUUGCUCGUUGGAGGCUAUGAUCGUCUGGAAGAACUAAGAAAGUCUUUGCUAGUUCAUUCACCAUCAGGGGCUAAUCGAGACAAGUGGAUGACUAUACCGGACAUAAGGUAUGCGAUUGCUAAUCGAUAUAAUGUAAUCCUCAUGUGCUUGUCAUCGGUUCAGAAUUUGACGAUAUUCCCACUUCGUACAUCCCCACCUAUUUCGCAAAGUCAACAUCGACUAAUUUGUAUCAAACAUGUUUACGGUUCUCAUUUUGUGCAGGUUCCCUUACAAGAAGGUUGUCCAUUACCGAUGGUGGAUAUCAUAUCAUCUAGGAAUUGUUAUCCAAAGGCAAAGGGGUGGGCAUCAUUUUAUAGAGAUCGGAUGAAGGUAUUCGUAGAUUUACACGUAGUUGAUCGUAGUUAUGUAGAUCUUAUGAAAGACUGA
Molecule: messenger RNA, 1584 nt
Organism: Vigna unguiculata (cowpea)
Lineage: Eukaryota; Viridiplantae; Streptophyta; Magnoliopsida; Fabales; Fabaceae
Source: RefSeq, a predicted model, not a curated record